Ascochyta rabiei is the source of this 462-nucleotide messenger RNA. RefSeq lists its product as uncharacterized. The transcript has a single exon. The coding region runs from base 1 to 462 and encodes 153 amino acids. The record is from RefSeq and is a predicted model, not a curated record. NCBI's taxonomy places the organism in Eukaryota, Fungi, Ascomycota, Dothideomycetes, Pleosporales, Didymellaceae.
AUGACAACCACGCAAGCACGCACGCGCGCACGCACCCAAACCAACAUCUCAAGUCUGAGAGAUACCCAUCAACGGCCUCGACCCACGCACCACGACUCAACACCACAACCUCAAUCCAGCACCUCGGCCAGCCCAUGCCGACAUAUACAUCAAUCUACCCCAUCGGACCGAAGCCUCCCCCGCCGUACGCCAACCCUCCUCCUUCACACACGGAAAACAAUCAUCCGAUGGCAGAUGCCCGUUUCACCGCACCAAGUCAGAAGACGGUUUCAGGCUAUUGGCAUCUGCGACAGCUUGGUUCCACAGUUUUUCGCGAGCGCGCGCCAGGAGGAGAGGGCCCGGGCGUCUCGUCUCGGCAGGUGGAGAUGCGUGGGUGCUUGCAGUGAACGUGCGUUCGCCGAGGUCUCGCGCGAUGGGUUUUGUGGAGACGGGGUGGGGAGUUGGGAGGGUUGUGGGAGGUGA